CUUGACUGACAGCCUACUGACUUCCCAGCCAACGGACCAAUCAGCUGCGGCCGGGGGCGGGGCCAGCCUCGCCAAAUAUUUCCAGUCGCGGUCCCUUGCAGUUACUUUCCAUCCAGGUUUCGGAGCAGCGUUGAGGCAUCAUCCCUGUACGCUGUGUGCGGGACGGAUCUGCAGGAGCCAGCCGCAGCGCGUGCGUUGUUUUGGGGACCUCUACUAGUAUGAGAACUUCCAUUCCCGCUCCUUUGAUUUCUUUCAUUCUCAUGUUUUAUCAUUUUCUUGAUUUUGACCAUCCGACCUCAUUGUUUCGCCCUUCUCAUCUCUCUGCUGCUGUCACCCACAGUUUGUUGCUCACCACCAGCUGAAAGGGGAAUAUCUCACCAUUCCACCACCAGCCAUCUCUGUGCUCUUUUUCUCUGCUGCUGCUGGUCUGGAUGUUGGCUGCACUGCUGGACUAUCACGCAGGGGGAUUUAUAUUUGAAUUGAUUUCCAUCUGCCGCCGCUCCACCGCGGACACCGCCACUUUUUCUGUCUGAGGGAUGUAUAACAGCAGGGUGAAUCCUGCGCUCUGAACACGGGAGAAUACUAACGCACUGUCCGCUGAAUGAACUGCUGCCGUGCGCCCUUGGUUUUUGGAGCAGGUCUCUCUUCUUGAGAUGCUCUCGUGCGUCUGAUCAGGGUUUGUGGUCCGUGCGUAUCCCCUCUGGAUCGGGAUCUAAGGUGAAGCAGUUGCCGCGGAGCUCUUGUCCUCUAUUUUUUUGUGGACAUAUUUUGUUUUUCUUUUGGAGGAGGAUUGUGCACCGACCCGGAGUCGCGCAGGCUAACCAUGGGGGACUCGAUGUGGAGAUAUUAUUUCGGAGUUUUGUUUAUUGCCUUCAAAGUGGACCUGUGCCGGGCGCUCAUCCUGGAGUCCAUCUACUGGAACACAACAAAUACCAAAUUCGUGCCAGGCCAAGGCGUGGUUUUGUACCCCCAGAUCGGGGAUAAGUUGGACAUUGUGUGCCCCCGCGUGGACGGCGGGGUGAGCGACGGUGUGGAGUAUUACAAGGUGUACAUGGUGCCCAGGGAGCAGCUGGAGAGCUGCACCAUCACCAAGGCCGACACGCCGCUCCUCAACUGCGUCAAACCCGACCAGGACGUCAAGUUCACCCUCAAGUUUCAGGAGUUCAGUCCGAACCUGUGGGGCCUGGAGUUCUUCAGAGGGAAGGACUACUACAUCAUCUCUACAUCUAACGGCACCAUGGAGGGCAUCGACAACCAGGAGGGGGGCGUGUGCAAGACCAAGUCUAUGAAGAUAAUCAUGAAAGUGGGACAAAAUCCCUCUGAUCCUAUCUCACCCAAAGACAACCCCACCAGAGUUCCCUUCCCUCCCAAGCACUCAGACGACAAGGACACCUACAAUCCUAACGAUGUGCUGGAGAAGCCAGGUGUAUCACCCAGAGAAAGCAACGAUAACGACAACGGGGGAAAGUCCUCCAGCGCCAUCGGCUCUGAGCUGGCCAUCUUUGUGGGCAUCGCCUCGGGCAGCGUCAUCUUCAUCAUCAUCAUCAUCAUGCUGGUCCUGCUGCUGCUGAAGUACAGGCGGCGGCAUCGCAAGCACUCCCCGCAGCACGCCACAACGCUGUCUCUGAGCACCCUGGCCACACCCAAACGGAGCGGUGGGAACAAUAACGGCUCGGAGCCCAGCGACAUCAUCAUCCCGCUCAGGACUGCUGACAGCGUCUUCUGCCCGCACUACGAGAAGGUCAGCGGCGACUACGGACACCCAGUCUACAUAGUUCAGGAGAUGCCACCUCAGAGUCCGGCGAACAUCUAUUACAAAGUCUGACGUGGAACUUUUAGCGGAACAAUCCUCGGGCAGAGCGGGUUUUUGAUUUGGCCAGGCACCGCCGGCACACCCGCAAACUCUCGCUCUUUCUCUCUCUCACUCUGUCGACUCCUAUUCCUCCUCCUCCUCUCCUCUGAUGUUUUGUCACUAGUUUUUCUUUAUUACAGUUUGCUGAUACCUUGUGGCUCUGGUUCGGUUUCAGUCGGUGCGGAUUAAAAAGAUGGAGGCUGGAGAGAAGGCUGAUGCUGCCGGAGCUCUCGGGGAAACGGAGGAGCUGAUCUCCUCUCCCUCUGCAGCGGCUCCUGUUUUUGUUUUGUGCACUGCAGCCAGCGAGGACUGAGGGAUGUGGAAGUUAGAUGGUGUGUUUUUGCUGUAAUGAAAUGGGAUGGACAGAUGGAUGUACGGAUGUGGCACAAGAGGAGGGGAAGAAAAAGAGACUACUGCUUGGUCAAAGAGAGCUACAGAGACAAAAAGAGUGAGGAGGACAGGAAAAGGAGGCUGACCAUGAACUCUGAAAAUGGCUGCCCACUGUUGAGAGACUCUGUGGAUUUAGCAGGCGGAGGAGGAAAAAGGAGAGAGAUCCUCGCAGCGAUCCUCUCUGGGACUUUCCUGACUGACUCACGGAGAUCACCCAUUCACCCUGCCACCCACAUACCCACUAUCACACGUACACACAUCACCCACACACAGACACGCUGUCUCAAUGUGAACUGUUUGGGUUUAAUGUGGAUUGCACCAUUUCUUCCUCAUCCCAGAUUUGUUUUCAGAGAAUCGCUUCAUUCAGAUUUACUUGAAGAUUAUUGUUCAACUUUCAUAUCCUUGUGUGAUUCUUUCUUUUCUCGUUGCAUCAUGUCAAGUGACCCCACAGUGGCUCGGAGCGGAGAGAGAGUGUGUGCAAAGACGGAGAGAGGAGUUUUUCUAUUUUCAUUUAGGAACCUGGGUGCACGUCAGGUGUGCUCAGGUGGCUCCUGGGAAGAGUGGAGGACUUUCAUACACAUAGAGCAGCACUUUUAACCCCAUUCUGGUACCUCCACUCUUCUCAGAGAGAGACGCAGUGAUAGCUAGAGAUGGGAGAGCAGCUGUAUCAGAGUUAGCAGCAGUGAGGGCUCGCCUCAGCUUCUUCUUUAGAACCCAGACUCUCCACGCGGGGGAGUCUCCGGGGCAAUAAGAAAUCCAGUUCGCCUUACUGCCAUGUCAGGUGAAGACAAGGCCCGAGAUCCUGUUGAGGUUAGCAGAGCUGGCUGAAACAGCUCUUGGUACUGUAAUGUUUACCCCCAGGUGUCCAGUGAUGACUAAGGGUGUCCUGAGGGCUCAGAGUCAGCGUGAUAGGUGCUCUCCUAGUCCAGCACGUUCUCACGUUCCCGUGGUACCGCGGAUUGAACGGCAGCUCAAUGCUUCAAAAUACGAACACGUAGGCAUGCGUGAUGAUUUAGUUUUGCAUGUGCAGACUCAGAGGUCAAGUGAGUAAUUAAAAAAACAAACAGACUAUCCGAAUAAGUUUUGCAGUAACAACAAAUGUAUAAGUUACGCAACUAUAUAAGGUCCAAUCUACGGACACGAAACUUUUAAGAGUUGAGCCUUGAGAGAGUUCCCCCACAUGCUUCUUUUAAGGGUCUCACCAAACACGUCUCAUGUCGUACCGCUUUUGCAGUAACCACGAAAUGUAAAAGUUACACAACAAGCAUAAAAUCCAACCCACGGACACAAAACUAUUCGGAGAGAGUUCCCACACGCACGCACGCCUCUUUUUGAGCGUCUAACCAAACAUGUCUCAUAUCUCUUCUCUUCCCUGAUUUCUCUUUUCUUAAAAAGUCAGACAUGAUUUAGAAGUUUCCUGAGCGGACUUGACUGCACAGCUCGUCACUUGUGAAACCAAAUCCCACGUCUUCGUAUUUUGAAGCAGCGAGCUGAGAGUGAGAACGUGCUGACUGUUCUCGAUUUCUAAAAAAAAAGCACAGGGACAUCUUUCUUACAUCGUCACUGUUUCUCAUUCUCCAUUAGCAUUUCCACAUUGUGAGUUUUUAAUUUACUCUUUUUUUUUUUUAAAUAGAUGUACAUUUUAAAAAGGACGUUACAAAGAAGAAAAAAUACAAAUAAAAAGCAGAAUUUAUUUAUGAUAGACACAUAGAGCACAGGUGUUGUCGGGCGGGACGGAGGAGAAGAAGAAAAGGAGUAAUGUUAAUAUAUUAUGGUAUAAGUGCACAUUAUGCAAUCUAGGUUUUUGAUUAUUUGAUAUCUCUCGACCCGCUGAGUCCUGGUCCUUCAUGAGCUCUCGCCCGCAGACUCCUGGCUCAGCCCGGGCCCCGGGCCCUGAAGUGCGGGGUAGUAGACCCCGUAUAGCUCACAUCGAUGUAUAAAAGGGCAGAGUAGCUGUGUCUACCACACUCACUCAGUGUAGCAUCUCCCAAAGGAUAACUCCCAUGAACACCCAGUGCCCAGAUUCUCCUCAUACACACCCUUCAUGUUCUCUGUGCAUGUGUGUACAUGUGUGUGUGCGUGUGUUGAGCAAGUUUCAGUGAUUCACAUCCAUUAAUAUCGUCGGCUCAGGGUCAUAAACAUGACCGGAGCCAAGCCCCGAGCAUGCAUCAGCCCAUCCUCAUUCGUUUUUAAAGAACAUCAAAAUUCACCGAAAAGCCAAGCCUUGUAUGAUCUGAGGUUUGUGCCUCCAAGAGGCUACAAAAUCUGCAAAUAUGCAAUUCUUAUUUAUUUUUUUAAUCGAUUCUGAUAAAAAAAAAAAACACCUAUGGAAAGUGUUCUUAACCACUGAGAGAUGUAACGACAAACAAACAACACAAAACUAGCAAAGUACGUCACACAAGCCUGCUGUUCAGUUUCUGUUUCUGCAUUAUUUGAACCUUUUCUGUUUGAACGACGUGCCGUAGUACAAAGGUAAACUGUGAACAAUGAAACCAUUCAAAAGCAUAUAUAUCACACCUGAACAGAAAAGAUGAAAAGACACACACGUACGACAAAGAAAUGGCUGUUUAGUUGCUGUCUGUCUGCGGCAGAAUAUGACAAUCUUAUUAGUUUCUUUGAAUCUGACGUCCUUUUCUUAGCGGCCGCUCGGCUAACGCUCUCCCAACAUCGACCCGGCUCGCUUAAGAGCGGCGAUGCUGUGAGAGUCUUGGCACAGGAGCUCGGAGAAGCACCUCAGGCUACUGUAAAAUGCCUUGCUCGUAUGGUCAGCCCUUGGUCACUUGACUCAGUAAUUUUGCACCGUACUUCUGUAGGUAAGAAACUGUAAAUACAUUAAUGUUUGUAUUGUAUAUGGAUCCUGGGUUGUUACAAUAGCCUUAUUCACCUUUUUAGGAAAGUAAAAGGAAAAAAGUUGAGAAAAAAUGGAGUACACUUCAGUAAAAACAGAGCAUACUACUUUUUUGGUAAAUAGCUUAUGUACAUAUUGACCAGAACCCAAUAAAACAUUUUUUAUAAACUCUUAAAGUAAGAUGUUUUGUAUAAAAUUUGAAUUUUUUGCUAUGUAUUUUAGCUAGCGCUCGAUGGAAAGUCCGUGUCCUCCCCACUCCCUCCCCUUUUGCACUGUUUUCAUGGUAAUUUGGUUUAAAAAAUGAGAGAAAAGUUGCCAAACCGACUGCUGCAUAUUUGUGCCAUAAGUGUGUACCAUAAAUAUUUAUUGAAUUAGUUUCUUUUUUUUUCUCUUUUGUUCUGUUUAUGAUUUCAGUCCAGUUUUGAGUAACACAGUAUUACUAUAUUUGCAUCGUUUGUUCGUCUCCCCUGGUUUUCUUUCGUCAUGUCAUGGUUACUGGGUGGCCGUAGCCCCGUUCUCUCCCCCUGUUCCUCGCAGUAUGAGAUGGCCAGGCUGUGAAAAAUGGUUUUAACAUUCAAAAUUUAAAACAAGUUCAAAGUGAGGAUAAAUGACACACAUUCCACCAGUCUGUUACAAACUGAAAAUGUUUUUCAAUAAAAUGUUUUUCCUAUGGA
Messenger RNA from Notolabrus celidotus (New Zealand spotty), 5764 nucleotides. RefSeq names its product ephrin-B2a (gene efnb2a). NCBI's taxonomy places the organism in Eukaryota, Metazoa, Chordata, Actinopteri, Labriformes, Labridae. Gene Ontology annotation, cellular component: plasma membrane. The record is from RefSeq and is a predicted model, not a curated record. The transcript has 5 exons. Bases 824 to 1825 code for a protein of 333 amino acids. Gene Ontology annotation, biological process: blood vessel morphogenesis; ephrin receptor signaling pathway; axon guidance. Gene Ontology annotation, molecular function: ephrin receptor binding.